Portunus trituberculatus (swimming crab) is the source of this 1761-nucleotide messenger RNA. It is a transcript of the gene MAGE, whose product is annotated as melanoma-associated antigen B10-like. NCBI's taxonomy places the organism in Eukaryota, Metazoa, Arthropoda, Malacostraca, Decapoda, Portunidae. Gene Ontology annotation, cellular component: nucleus. The transcript has 9 exons. The coding region runs from base 362 to 1060 and encodes 232 amino acids. The record is from RefSeq and is a predicted model, not a curated record.
UUGUGACGUCAAAUCAGACUGGUUGGAGGAGCUGGGAAUCGAGGCGAGCGAGCGGGACGGUUUCUGGGGGAAUCGAGGCGAGGGCGCGGGACGGUUUCUCGGCGACAGUGCCAUGAGGCAUUGCUGAGAGAGAGAGAGAGAGAGAGAGAGAGAGACAAAACAAAACAAAACACUCCACGCUCCACAAGAAGACCUUGGCGGGAACACUUCAUUUGUAUUGUUCUGGCAGAGCCACAGACUUGAAGCCUGAAGGACUCUGGGUUAUUCCUGAGCCACUCCGUCUUAAGCAAAUGCCUUAGGCCAGAGUACAAAAUGUCUCAGCGCAGCAGGAACAGGAGACCACAAAAUGUGGUGGUGAGUGAUGAUUAUAGAAGAAGAAGAACAAGAAGAAGAAUUUACACCAACCCAGUCUCAGGGUGAAUGCCAACUUUCAGAGAAAGAUGUAAAGAAGCUGGCAGGACAAGUGUGUAACAUGCUGCUGGCCACAGAGCUCAAGAAGAUUCCGUUAAAGAGUAGUGAGAUCAAGAAGAGUAUCGUCUCCCUCAAAAGCAGAUCAGCUUAUAAGAUUGUGAUGAAUAAAGCAGAAGAAAUGAUGGAACACCUUUUUGGCUACAAGAUUGUUUCAGUAAAAAACAACAGUUACAUCAUGAUGAACAAUAUGCAGAAAAAUAUCAUCAAGUUUGAGCAGAUACCAAGGAAUGAGAAAGUCAGACGGGGACUCCUAAUUGCCAUACUUGCUGUUAUUUUCAUGAACGAGGAAAAAAUUAAUGCAGCUGGUUUGGAGUCCUUUCUUGAAUCUCUUGACUUUGAUUUGGCCACUUCAUCUAAGACCACAAUUCAAGAAUUUGUACGACAGAGAUAUUUGGACACUGCAGUUCAGGAUUUAGGUGACGCAUCCAUGCUCAUGUACAAGUGGGGGGAUCGUGCCAACGCCGAGUUCCGCAAAAAAGAAGUACUGGAAUGUAUAUGCCAGAUCUAUGGAAACAUGAAGCCAUCCAUGUGGACCUACCAAUGGAAACUUGUAAAUGCAGAGAAGAAUGGGGAAGAAAAUUCAUCAUAAAUCUGUCUACCACCAUCACCAAUUUGAGUGUGUUCCCUGCCAAAGUCAUAAUUUUUACUGUUCUCUUCUACAUUCACCAUCACCACCAGUUUUGUUUCUGUCCCCAGCCAAAGUCAUCAUCCUUUACUGUGCUUCUUUUCAUUCAUCACCACCAUCUAGACUGCUCUGUUCCAUCAUCACCAGUCUUGCUUCUGUUUCAACCCACAUUCAUCACCUUGAUUGCUUGCUACAUGUCAUCACCACCACCUUAACUUUCCGCUUUUAACUCUACCAUCUCCCAACUCCAUCAUCACUAUCAUGGCUCUUCCACUACCAUCAUCACCAACAUUUUGACUGUCUUCCCUCACCUUCGCUGGUGUCUCUCUCAUCUUUACCUUUACUUUUCCUCUCCUUUCUCCCAUCAUUAUCAUGAUGCUACUGUCAUCAUCAUCUUCACUCUUCCUGCACCAUCAUCAUUACUGUUUCUUAUAUUUUCCCCAUCAUUAUCAUGACUUUCUCUAUUGUUAUCACCAUUUUAACUCAUCUCUCACCUAAAAUUGGAACCUCCAUCAUCAUAAUGAGUCUUGAAUCAUCUUUAAAAACUACUUUCAGCUAAUACCAUUAUCACCUUCAGAUAUCAUUUACACAACAGACUUGUCAGGAAAUUCUAGUAAUAGAUAGUUUUUGCAUUUACACUUUACUGUAACAUUCCAAAUUGGACA